AUGGCUGCCCAAAGUUCGCAAGGAAUUCAAACUUUGCUAGAGGCCGAAAAAGGUGCCUCAAAAGUUGUUCAACAAGCCAGGAAUUACCGUGUUCAGCGUUUAAAAGAUGCAAGAGUCGAAGCUGCGAAAGAAAUUGAAGCAUUAAAGGAGCAAAAAAACGUUGAAUUUCAAGUCUUUGAAGCAGAGGCAAGAAACUGGCUUCAUUCCGGUUCAUCAGAUCAAUCAUCGGCCAGAGUCGCCGCCGAGACAGAAUUAAAACUUUCCUCUAUUCAGGAAGCUUUUUUAACAAAGAAAACUGUCGUAAUAGAAAAGUUAUUGACGGCUGUGACAACUGUUCAACCACAACUUCAUCGAAAUGUGAGAGUUGGUUAA
Molecule: messenger RNA, 372 nt
Organism: Acaulospora morrowiae
Lineage: Eukaryota; Fungi; Glomeromycota; Glomeromycetes; Diversisporales; Acaulosporaceae
Source: the annotation of a GenBank genome assembly